GGAUCUGGGGCAGAGCUCGGGCCAUGGCUUUGUCUGAUCAUUCUUCCUGUGUCCCUGGGGAUGAAAUUCCCUUCCCAGAGAUAGUGGAGCUCAACGUGGGUGGGCAGGUGUACAUCACUCGCUAUUCAACUCUCACCAGCCUCCCAGACUCCUUCCUCGGGGAGAUGUUCACACAGAAGAACCCUAAGGGGCUUGCACGUGACACCAAAGGGCGCUUUUUUGUGGACCGCGAUGGCUUUCUCUUUCGCUACAUACUCGACUACAUGCGAGACCAGCAGCUGGUGCUUCCAGACCACUUCCCAGAGCGUGGAAGGCUACAGCGGGAGGCAGAGUUCUUCAAUCUGCCUGAGCUGGUGAAAAUGCUGCAGCCCAAGAUCAGCAAGCAGAACUCCCUUGGAGAGGAAGGUUGCCAGAGUGACCCAGAAGACUCUUCCCCCAUCACUGAUACUGCUCGUAAUUUGGCCGGUAUUGGUGGGAGCUCCGUCACCUGUGGCAAUCUGGGACCGGGUGUGGGAAGCGAUGGCCGGCGCUCCGGCUUCAUCACCAUUGGCUAUCGAGGCUCGUAUACGCUGGGUCGGGACAGUCAAACAGACGCCAAGUUCCGUCGUGUGGCACGAAUAAUGGUGUGUGGGAAGACCUCACUGGCGAAGGAGGUGUUUGGUGACACUCUCAAUGAGAGUCGGGAUCCAGAUCGCCCACCAGAACGUUAUACAUCGCGAUAUUAUCUAAAGUUCACCUUCCUGGAGCAGGCAUUUGACAGGCUGGCUGAUGCUGGGUUCAACAUGAUUGCUUGCAACUCAACAGGAACCUGCGCCUUUGCCCAUGACCAGACAGAUGACAAGAUUUGGACCAACUACACAGAGUAUGUAUUCUACCGUGAGUGAGCUUCAUCCAUUCCUGCUCCGCUAUUUUCCUCAAAGGAGAACUAGAUGCGCCCAAAUCGACCUUCUCUGGGAUUAGCCAUGAAUGCAGACAGAACUUUGUAUUUAUCAACAGCUCCAGCCCCCCAUUGCCUGUUAAAGACAACCACAGUGACACUGGUUUUGCGGUCAUACAGACGGUUUCACC
Scleropages formosus (Asian bonytongue) is the source of this 1068-nucleotide messenger RNA. RefSeq names its product BTB/POZ domain-containing protein KCTD12-like. Gene Ontology annotation, biological process: protein homooligomerization; regulation of G protein-coupled receptor signaling pathway. Gene Ontology annotation, molecular function: protein binding. The transcript has 2 exons. Gene Ontology annotation, cellular component: signaling receptor complex. The record is from RefSeq and is a predicted model, not a curated record. NCBI's taxonomy places the organism in Eukaryota, Metazoa, Chordata, Actinopteri, Osteoglossiformes, Osteoglossidae. The coding region runs from base 24 to 884 and encodes 286 amino acids.